Molecule: messenger RNA, 2803 nt
Organism: Cynara cardunculus var. scolymus (artichoke)
Lineage: Eukaryota; Viridiplantae; Streptophyta; Magnoliopsida; Asterales; Asteraceae
Product: serine/threonine-protein kinase/endoribonuclease IRE1b-like
Exons: 7
Coding region: 162-2747 (861 amino acids)
Biological process (GO): intrinsic apoptotic signaling pathway in response to endoplasmic reticulum stress; mRNA processing; IRE1-mediated unfolded protein response
Cellular component (GO): IRE1-TRAF2-ASK1 complex
Molecular function (GO): ATP binding; protein serine/threonine kinase activity; RNA endonuclease activity
Source: RefSeq, a predicted model, not a curated record
AAAGGACAGCAAACAUAAGUUGUCUUGAGAGUAUUACAGAUUCUUUACAAAACCCCACUAAUCCGAUCGUCAGAGCAAAUUGAAACCCCCCUUUUUUGUAUUAUUCUGGAUCACUUUACUGAAAUGGUGUAUAAUUGAGAAGUUAUCUCACGAUAGAGAGGAUGAGAGGAUCUUUAAUUUCACUUUUGCGCUUUUUGGCCGUAAUUCCAGCGACAUUUGGGGCCCUAUCGGUCCUCCCGCCGCCGUCAACGACUUCCAGUUCCUCUAUUCCGGAUCAACUUCAGCUUCCGCCGCCGCUGCCAGCGAAGAUCAACUCAACACCUAAACAGGAUGCUAUAUUGGUGGCUGCUCCAGAUGGCACGUUAUAUCAAGUGGAUAUCAGUUCGGGGAAAAUUCUUUGGUCCUUCCCAUCUGGUGCACCAAUUUAUGAUUCAAAUCAGGAACUUAAUUUGGAGGAUGAUGAGCACAAUUCCUCUAAACAGCAUAAUAAGUUCUAUAUAGAUUGUGGAGAUGACUGGCAACUCUACAUCCAUGGCAAGAACUCUAAAGCAGAGAAACUUCCAUUUGGUGUCGAAGAAUUAAUUGGACGUACACCACAUGUUUCAGUUGAUGGAGUUCUGUUAGGGUCUAAAAAGACGACCGUAUUCCUUGUUGAUCCCCAAACUGGUAAUGUCGUUUAUACUUUCAAGUCAGAUGGGGGUCAGAGUUUCAAACCGAAUUCUAUAGUACUGAGAAAAGAUGCCGAGAAAUGGAAGGAGCCAACCAUGUUGGAAUUUGACCCAGUUGACCAUGAGCAGCUGCUCUACAUCAAGAGGUUUGAUUAUGAGCUAACUUAUUCUUCAUCAACAACCGGCAAUGUUUUGUGGUAUCUGAUGUUUGCUGAUUUCGAGGCUUCUCGACAAUGCCGUGGCUCUAAUAACUUCUUAGGGGGAAUAAAGGGUGAUGCUCAGUUACAAGAGUUUUGUCAGUCAAACCCUCGUGUUUUUCGAGCCCGUGAUCCCCGCGAAUUGGAGUCAGUUUUUAUGGUUAAUAAGAUACAAAUGUCCCUCCAUGGUGACAAAAUGUUCGCUCUACCUCCUCCAGAGGAUGAAACGAGUUUUCUAUCUGCUCCAAAUCUGCUACCAAAAUCUCUGAUCAUCAAUCAAGAAACACCAUAUCAACUUGUUCCAUAUCUGCCACCUGAUAAAGCCAUUGAUGAGUAUCGAACUAAUGUCAGCAUCCCUCCUGAAUAUCCGGCAAGUUUUCAUGUGUGGUUGCGCGGUUGUUUGGUUGCGGCCCUCUUUUUCUUCAUACCCCUAAUUUUAUACUGUUGGAAUUUCUGGAGGAGGAAACAGAAUAAGCUAAAUGAGCUGGCUAAAGAUGCUAAGGUGCAAAAUGUAACAUCAAAAAAGAAGAAAGCCCGGAAAUCUGGAAAUAGUAGGCUCUAUACCAAUACUGAGAAAAUAGUCAACGGGCUUCGAUAUCCUGAGAUAAGUGAAACGAGUACUAACCGUAAAAUCGGUAAGUUAUUGGUUUCCGACAAAGAAAUUGGGAAGGGGAGUAAUGGUACUAUCGUACUGGAGGGAAUUUAUGAUGCUCGGUCCGUUGCUGUGAAACGAAUUGUAAAGGUGCAUCAUGACGUUGCUUUGAAAGAGAUUCAGAAUCUUAUUGUAUCUGAUCAGCAUCCUAACAUUGUUCGAUGGUAUGGUGUGGAGUAUGAUCAAGAUUUCGUUUAUAUUGCUCUCGAGCGUUGCAUCUGUAGCUUACAUGAAUUGGUAUUGUCACACACCAAUUCGACUGUCCAAUUGCAACUGACAACGAAACUUCUCUCGGAUUUCAAAUUAUGGAAGCCCAAUGGGCAUCCUUCGCAGGUGUUGUUGAAAGUAAUGAGGGAUACGGUUACCGGACUUGCUCAUUUGCAUGAACUUGGAAUCAUUCAUCGGGACCUAAAGCCUCAAAAUGUCUUGAUACGCAAAGAUAAGUCUAUUAGUGCAAAGGUCUCUGAUAUGGGUAUUAGCAAACGCCUACCUGCUGAUAUGUCUUCUUUAACCAAGAGCGCAACAGGUUAUGGCAGUUCGGGUUGGCAAGCACCCGAGCAACUUCGCAAUGAACGACAAACCCGAGCUGUGGAUUUAUUCAGUUUUGGCUGCCUGCUUUUCUUCUGUAUCACUGGUGGUCGACACCCAUUUGGUGACAUGCUUGAGCGUGAUAUAAACAUUGUAAAUGACCGAAAAGAUCUCUUUUUGGUAGAUAAUAUUCCUGAAGCUUUCGACCUCAUCUCCAAUCUUCUACAUCCUGACCCAGAAUUCAGACCAAAAGCCGCAGAAGUAUAUAAUCACCCUCUCUUUUGGGAUUCAGAGAUGCGUCUCUCGUUUCUUCGAGACGCUAGUGAUCGUGUAGAAUUGGAGGAUCGUGAGACCGAUUCCAGUCUCUUGAAAUCACUAGAAAGCAUCGGUACAGUCGCUCUAGGUGGCAAAUGGGAUGAAAAAUUAGAUAACACCCUCCUCAACGACAUCGGCCGUUACAGAAAGUACAAGUACGAUAGUGUCCGUGAUCUAUUACGAGUCAUAAGGAACAAGCUGAAUCACUACAGAGAACUCCCGAAAGAACUCCGAGACGUUUUAGGCCCGGUUCCAACAGGAUUCGAGUUCUAUUUCAGUAGCCGGUUUCCGAAACUUCUGAUGGAGGUAUACAAAAUACUGCAAAAAUAUUGUGGGGAAGAAGAAUUCCUCCAUAAGUAUUAUAAACAAGGUACCUUGUUUACCUGAUGACUUGAAAAUGCUGAAUAAGAUCAGGAAUUUGUUGAUGUGCUUCAACAAAAGUU